AUGGCGCAAUUUAGUCUCGACCUUCGUUUCCGGGUAGCUUUUCUUGCUGUACUUCUUCCUCUGGCUUCAGGAGCUUGUGUUGAUUUAGAUCUUGGAAUGGGAAGGGGAACAAUUCCAAACAGUAAUAUAACUGCUUCUUCUGUACAAAAUGCCACCACACCAGCCAAGAAUAGUCGACUGAACUACAAAUCAGGAUCAUCAUGGUGUGCAAGAACAACUGACACCAACCCAUAUCUGCAGAUUGAUCUACAGACACUUCAUAUCAUCUGUGCCGUGUCUACUCAAGGAAAUUCUCAAGCAGAUCAGUGGGUGAAGAACUACACACUACAAUUUUCCGCAAAUGGGACAACUUGGACAGACUACAAGGAAGGUGGACAAGUUAAGUUUCUGAGAGGAAAUGAUGACAGGAACUCAGAAGUGAAGCAUGUUGUUUAUAAAGUGUUAACAAGAUAUCUGCGAUUCUUGCCAAAAACACACCAGGGUGGGGUGUGUAUGAGAACAGAGGUGUUUGGAGUGGAACAAAAGCUUAGAUGUUCUAUGCAGGCCAUUGGUGUAGCCAAGAGUGACACUAUUCCAGACAGCAGCUUCUCAGCCUCGUCAGAAUUUCAUUCAGUAAAUUAUGCAGCUAAAUAUGGUCGCCUAAAUAAUACAAAGUCAUGGGCACCUGACGGGAACAAUAAUGGUAAUGAUUACCUUCAAAUUGACCUGCUGUUUGAGUACGUCAUCUGUGCUGUAGCUACACAGGGAAAUCCAAGGACUGGGGAGUGGACAACAACGUACAAGUUUCAAUUAUCCCUCAAUAGUUCAAAGUUUGUCACCUAUCAUGAAAACAAUGCUGACAAGGUCUUCCCUGGAAACUCCAAUCAAAAUGGCAUUGUAAAAAACAGUCUUCAGGAAGUUGCCAUUGCAAAGUUUAUCCGCUUUCAGCCAACAACAUAUCAUUCCUUUAAAGGUCUGAGAGUGGAAGUUUAUGGAAUAAUUCUAACUAAAGUUCCAUCACAACCUCCUACUGAUUUCAAGUUGACUGCAAGCUCUUCUACCAGCAUUAUGGCUUCCUGGCAGUCACCACCAGUCCUUGCCAGACAUGGAAGGACCAUAACUGGUUUUAUACUGUUCUACAAAAAGAAAAUUUCUGCUGUGCCAGCAACAAAGCUGAAUAUAAUGGAUGGAUCAACAUUAAGUAGGAAUGUCACUGGGCUUGAUGAAUACACAGAAUAUGAAUUUCAAGUCUUGGCUUAUACUUCUGAUGGUAAUGGACCAAAGAGCCCAGUUGAGGUGGAGAGAACAAAGGAAGCUGGAGCUUGUGUUGAUUUAGAUCUUGGAAUGGGAAGGGGAACAAUUCCAAACAGUGAUAUAACUGCUUCUUCUGUACAAAAUGCCACCACACCAGCCAAGAAUGGUCGACUGAACUACACAUCAGGAUCAUCAUGGUACACUUCAUAUCAUCUGUGCUGUGUCUACUCANGAUCAGAAACCUUGCCCAUCAACAAUGGAACGGCAUUUAGUAAAGAUGUCAUUGGGCUUGACAACAACACAGAAUAUGAAUUUGAAGUGUUGGCCUUUACUUCUGUUGGUGAUGGACCAAAGAGUCCUGUUGUGGUGGUGAGAACCAGGAAAUAUGGAGGUUGUGAUGAGUUUAAUCUUGGUAUGGAAGAUGGAACAAUUCCAAACAAUACAGUAACUGCUUCUUCUGAACAAAGCGCCAGCACAUCAGCCAAAAAUGGCCGCCUGAACUACACAUCUGGAUCAUCAUGGUGUGCAAGAACAAGUGACAGUAAGCCCCAUCUACAAAUUGAUCUACAGACACUUCAUAUCAUCUGUGCUGUGUCUACUCAGGGGAAUUCUCGAGUAGAUCAGUGGGUGACGACCUACAGACUACAAUUAUCUACAGAUGGGACAACUUGGAGAGACUACAAGGAAGGAGGACAAGUUAAGGCUCUGAGAGGAAAUAAUGAGAGGUACUCUGAGGUGAAGCAUGUUGUUUAUGGAGUGUUAACAAGAUAUCUAAGAUUCCUGCCACAAACUCACCAGGGUGGGGUUUGUAUGAGAACAGAGGUGUUUGGAGUGAAACAAAAGCCAAUAUGUAACAUGGAGGCCAUUGGUCUGGCCAGUGGUGGUGCAAUCCCAGACAGCAGUUUUACAGCCACAUCAUUUUAUGAUGUUAGAUAUAAAUCUUAUUACGGUCGUCUGGAUGCAGAUGAACUGGGUUGGGCACCAAAGACUAAGACUAAUCCUGCUGACUUCUUACAGAUUGACCUGCUGUAUGAGUAUUUUAUCUGUGCUGUGGCCACUCAAGGAAGCUCGGGUUCCCUGGAAUGGACAACUGAAUACAAGAUUCAUUUGUCUUUGGAUGGUACAACUUUUUUUGCAUAUAAGGAAACCAGUACUGACAAGCUUUUUCCUGGAAACUCAAAUAAAAAUGGUGUUGUGAAAAACAGUCUACAGGAAUUUGCAAGAGCAAAGAUAAUCCGGUUUCAACCAAUAAAGUAUCAUAAUUGGCCAGUUCUGAGAGUGGAAGUCUAUGGGAUACUUCUUACUACUACAGUUCCAUCACAACCUCCCACUGACUUCAAGUUGAAUGCAAGUUCUUCUACCAGUAUUACAGCUUCCUGGAAGUUACCGCCAUUAUUUGCAAGACAUGGAAGAAACAUUACAGGGUUUAAAUUGUUCCACAAAAAGAAAGGUUCAACAGGAUCUGCUUCCUCCUUCACUAUAAACAGUGGAUCGAUAUUAAGUAGACUUGUCACUGAGCUUGACGAGUACACUGAAUAUGAAUUACAAGUUUUGGCUUUUACGUCUUACAGUGUUGGAGCAAAAAGCCCUGUUGAGGUGGAGAGAACAAAGGAAGAUGCUCCAUCACAACCCCCAAGCAGCUUGACUGUGACUGCUGUCACUUCUUCAGCUAUUACAGCUUCCUGGCAAUUACCACCAUUAGCUUCAAGAAAUGGAAUUAUUAAAGGGUUUAAAUUGUUUUUUAAAGAGAAAGGGUCAGCAGGGUUAACAACCACCUUGCUUAUUAACAGUGGAUUAACAUUGAGCAGAAAUGUCACUGGGCUUAAAAAAUACACAGAGUAUGAAUUUCAGGUCUUGGCAUUUACAUCAGUUGGCAAUGGACCAAAGAGCCACAGUGAGGUGGAGCGAACAAAGGAAGAUGUUCCAUCACAAUCCCCUGGUAGCUUCACUGUAACUGCAGUUACUUCGACAACUGUCACAGCAACCUGGCAGUUACCACCAGAAGAUUCCAGAAAUGGAGUGAUUAAAGGAUUUAAAUUGUUCUACAAAAAGAAUGGCUUUGGAGGAUCAGCAACCAACUUGACUUUUAACAAUGGAACAGCAUUGGGUAAAGAUGUCCCCGGACUUGAUAACAACACAGAAUAUGAAUUUCAAGUGUUAGCCUUCACUUCAGUUGGUGAUGGACCAAAAAGUUCUGUUGAAGUGGUGAGAACUAUGAAAGAUGGAGGCUGUGUUGAGUUCUACCUUGGAAUGGAAAAUGGAGGAGUUCCAGAUGAUAAAAUAAGUGCUUCUUCUGAACUGAAUGCCAGCACACCAGCCAAGAAUGGUCGACAGAACUACUUAUCAGGAUCAUCAUGGUGUGCAGGAACGAGUGACACUAACCCAUAUCUACAGAUUGAUCUACAGACAUUUCACAUCAUCUGUGCUGUGUCAACUCAAGGAAAUUCUCAAGGAGAUCAGUGGGUGAAAAACUAUGCACUACAAUUAUCCACAGAUGGGACAACUUGGAGAAACUACACAGAAGGUGGACAAGUUAAGGUAUUUGAAGGAAAUGAUGAUAGAAGCUCAAAUGUUAAGCAUAUUGUUUAUGGAGUGUUAACAAAAUAUCUGCGAUUUAUUCCACAAACACACCAGGGUGGGGUGUGUAUGAGAACAGAGAUAUUUGGAGUGAAACAAGAGUCAAUUUGUAACAUGGAGGCCAUUGGUCUUGCCAGUGGCGGUACAAUUCCAAGCAGCAGCUUCACAGCCACAUCGUUUUUUAAUCAUUUAUAUAAGCCUUUUUUUGGUCGCCUGAAUGCAGAUAAACGGGGUUGGGCACCAAAGACUACGACUAAUCCUGCUGACUUCUUACAAAUUGACCUGCUGUAUGAGCAUUUUAUCUGUGCUAUAGCUACUCAAGGAAGUUACGGUUCCAAAGAAUGGACAACUGAAUACAAGAUUCAUUUGUCUUUGGAUGGUACAACUUUUUCUGCUUAUGACAAGGUCUUUCCCGGAAACUCAAAUAAAAAUGGUAUUGUGAAAAACAGUCUACAGGAAUUUGCAAGUGCAAAGUUUAUCCGCUUUCAGCCAACAGAUUAUCGUGUUUGGAAAGUUCUGAGAGUGGAAGUGUAUGGAAUACUUGUGGCCAAAGUUCCAUCAAAACCCCCUACCAGCUUCACGUUGACUGCAAGUUCUUCUACCAGCAUUACAGCCUCCUGGCAGUUACCACAAGCAAUUGGAAGACAUGGAAGAAUCGAAGGGUUUAAACUAUUCCACACAAAGAAAGGGACUGGCAGUGCAGCAAAAACCUCUAUUAUAAAAAAUGGAACAGAAUUUAGUAGAGAAGUGUCUGGGCUUGAAAGGUACACUAAGUAUGAAUUUCAAGUGUUAGCCUUCACUUCUUUUGGUGAUGGACCAAACAGUACAGUCAAGGCAGAAAGAACAAUGGAAGAUGCUCCCAGUAAACCUACGUCUUUGUCUUUUGUUGAUGUGCCACCCGGCAAUCUGCAUGGUCCCAGAAUAACCUUGUCCUGGAGCAAGCCUGCAGAAACAAAUGGGGUGAUCAGAAGUUACACUUUGUUUUACAGCCACGAUGGAGGUGCACCAAAAGAGAAUUUCGGAUUAGAAAAAGAUGCAUUGAAUCACACAGUUGAUGUGUUGGGUGGAGUGACUUAUCUGUUUCAUGUCAGAGCUGUGACUAUCAAACCGGGACCAAAUGGGACGAUAAAUGUAACCACCAAGGAAUACGCACCCAGUGUUGGCCCAGAACCUGCUUCACCCUCUCAAGUGAACAAGACGACUUUUAACAUUUCAUGGGAACCUUUACCAAGAGAAAAGAGUCAUGGAAAAGUUACUUUGUAUGAAGUCAAGGCCAUCUUCUUAAAGAAGAAAAAUUCGCGCAAAAGAUCUGUCAUCAACAGCCUCUCUGCCAAUACCUCAGUGACAUUUGUUGUCCUAUCUGAUUUCGAACUUUGUUCUAAAUAUAAUGUUUUUGUUCGAGCUUACACUGCGGCAGGGUCUGGACCCUAUGGCGAACCUUUGCAAAUGAAAACGUCAAGACCUGAACCACCAGGAGACUUAAGAGCAACCCACUCUGGAACAACCCAGGUUACACUGAAGUGGAAACAAUAUGACGAAAAGGGAAAAAUUGAGUAUACUGUAAGUCAGAUUAAAAUUACCGCAUUUGUUCUCUUUGGAAGAAAUUUCGUUCAAGUCUAA
This is a messenger RNA of Stylophora pistillata, 5430 nucleotides long. Its product is annotated as receptor-type tyrosine-protein phosphatase F. Lineage: Eukaryota; Metazoa; Cnidaria; Anthozoa; Scleractinia; Pocilloporidae. The record is from RefSeq and is a predicted model, not a curated record. Gene Ontology annotation, biological process: protein dephosphorylation. Gene Ontology annotation, molecular function: protein binding; protein tyrosine phosphatase activity.